Megachile rotundata (alfalfa leafcutting bee) is the source of this 1406-nucleotide messenger RNA. RefSeq names its product cysteine dioxygenase type 1. NCBI's taxonomy places the organism in Eukaryota, Metazoa, Arthropoda, Insecta, Hymenoptera, Megachilidae. Gene Ontology annotation, molecular function: ferrous iron binding; cysteine dioxygenase activity. The record is from RefSeq and is a predicted model, not a curated record. Gene Ontology annotation, biological process: L-cysteine catabolic process.
UUUACUAGAUCGUUACGAACUGUAGACUGGCAACGUGUUCUUUCAUCGCUAAACGCAUUCUUCGCUUCCUUUCGCUUUCAAACAACUCCACGUUUCCUUUUUCUCUUUUCGCGAUCUUGUAGAAACAUUUGCAUCGUUCGAACUGAGGGAAUUUCGCGAGUGGAAAAGAACAAGGGAAAAAUGCAAGUUUGUAGUGAAGAUCGAGGAUUGUUCUGUGUGAACCGUGAAAAACUGCUGAACGAGAAGAAUGCUAGUCAAGGAAAAGUUCAACUGACUCUUCGGGAACUGAUAGAUGCUUUGCACGAGGCUUUUAAGACUGAUCAUGUUAAUAUCGACGAUGUGCAGAGCCUGAUGGCGUCUUACAGGAGCAACCCCUUGGAGUGGAAAAAAUACGCGAAGUUCGAUAGAUAUAGGUACACAAGGAACUUGGUCGACGAAGGAAAUGGAAGGUUCAAUCUUAUGGUGCUAUGUUGGGGCGAAGGUCAUGGUUCAGCUAUACAUGAUCACGCUGAUGCACAUUGUGUCAUGAAAAUUCUUCAGGGUGAACUUUGUGAGACAAGAUAUGCGUGGCCAAAGAAGUGCAAGGAUAAUAACGACGGAGAGGAGUUGGAGGAGCUUGAAGAGUUACAGAGAAACACUCUUGGAUUAAAUGAAAUUUGUUACAUCAAUGAUUCUCUGGGACUUCACAGAGUAGAAAACCCAAGUGCCGUUAACCCCGCAGUGUCGCUGCAUCUAUACUCGCCGCCAUUUUCCUCGUGUUCGGUCUUCAACAAACAAACGGGACAAAGAAGCCAGUGUAAAGUCACAUUCUGGUCGAAAUACGGAGAGAGGAGGAACCGGGAGAUCCAAGACUCCAGGUGUCCGGAGGAUAACUAACUUAACCCCGUGGCAAUUUGCUUCGUAUAGUAUAAAAUUUAGAACGUAGUUUUAUAAAAUGAUAAGUAUGUACUUAAACGCGUUUAAGUUUUGCUAAGUAUUUUUGUUAACGUUCGACCUUGGUGCAAUUACGGUGAGAUGAGUUCCUCGAAAAUAAAUAUCUGAUUGUUUUGUGAAAAUAAAAAGAAUUUAUCAAGGUUCGAGGUCAAUGAACUCAUUUACGAUAAAAUGAUUAAUUGUAUCGUAAUUACUAUUGGUUUCCAACUCUCAUUAAGAGCAAUCUUUUUCGCGAUGAAAAAACUCAUAAUGUAGCAAUUAAUUAAGUCUGUUUUUCCAAAUAAAUAAUGUACAUACGAAUAUUUACACUGUUAUCGAUUUCGGACACUCGAAAUUAUUCCGAAACGUAUUACAAGUUCAUACAAAAUUAAUAAACAAGUAUAUAUAAUUCACUUUGGUAUCAGCUACGUGAAAUUGUAUUGAUAAUAACAAUUAAGUGUACACUUCCAAACACAAUAAAACGAUAAAUUCUA